This is a messenger RNA of Saccharomycodes ludwigii, 1410 nucleotides long. It is a transcript of the gene STE24, whose product is annotated as zinc metalloprotease. Gene Ontology annotation, molecular function: metalloendopeptidase activity. The record is from RefSeq and is a predicted model, not a curated record. Bases 1 to 1410 code for a protein of 469 amino acids. Gene Ontology annotation, cellular component: endoplasmic reticulum membrane. Lineage: Eukaryota; Fungi; Ascomycota; Saccharomycetes; Saccharomycodales; Saccharomycodaceae. The transcript has a single exon. Gene Ontology annotation, biological process: CAAX-box protein processing.
AUGCUAAACUUUUUACCUUCAAUUGCAUCAUGUUUGGAUAAUGAACAUAUCCCAUGGAAAAACAUUUUAAUUGGUUUUUCAGUUGCUCAGUUUGUUUUCGAUAGCUACGUUUCGUAUCGUCAAUAUAGAGUUUUGAAAGAUAAAACCAAAAAAAUCCCACCAAUUUUAAAGGGCAAAAUUGAUGAAGAAAAAUUUGCCAAGUCUGACGAGUAUGGUAUUGCCAAAUCUAAGUUCGGGUUUGUUGAUAACUUGUUUAGCUUAAUUUUAAACAUUGUUGUUUUGAAAUAUGAUCUACAACCAUACAUUUGGAAUUUGUCCGGCAAAAUUGGCACCAAAUUAAUCUCUUAUUUCCGUCCUGCUAUUUCUGUUUCUGGUUUAGGCAUUGUCACUCAAAGUGUUUUUUAUUUUAAUCUAAGUACUUUUGCCUUUUCUUUAUUGAAUUUACCAUUUGAUUAUUAUAGCCAUUUUGUUUUGGAAGAAGCAUUUGGCUUUAAUAAAUUGACCACCAAGUUAUGGGUGACCGACUUAGUUAAAAGCAAUGUUUUACAAGUUGUUCUAAUGUCCCCGAUUUUGUACGCUGUUGGUAAGAUAUUCGAUAAAUUCACCGACAAUUUUAUUUAUUACAUUAUGGGGUUUAUCGCCAUUUUACAAGUUUUAAUGAUUUUAUUGGUUCCCACUGUGAUUUUGCCCUUGUUUAAUAAAUUCACGCCAUUAGAAGACGGUGAAUUGAAAACCAAGAUUGAAGAUUUGGCACGUAAAUUGAAAUUUCCAUUGGAUAAAAUUUUUGUCGUUGAUGGCAGCAAAAGAUCUAGUCACUCAAACGCUUAUUUUACCGGUUUGCCAUUUUUCAAACAAAGAAUUGUUAUAUUUGAUACAUUGAUCGAACAAUCCAGCGUUGAUGAAGUUGUUGCCGUUCUAGGUCAUGAAAUUGGGCAUUGGAAAAAAAAUCAUAUUAUACAAUUGUUGCUUGUUGGUCAAUUCCAUAUAUCAGUUAUUUUCACUCUAUUUUCUGCGGUUUAUCAGAACAAAUCACUAUACAAGAGCUUUGGUUUCAACAUUGAAUCAGCAACUGGUCAAAAAUCAGUUGGGAAAAAAGUGUUUUUGAAUAAUAAAUUCCCUUAUUUAAUUGGGUUUUCUAUCUUUGGCGAAUUAUUGAAACCUAUGGAUUGUCUUGUCCAAUUUAUUAUGAAUUUAUUUAUUAGACACAACGAGUAUGAAGCUGAUGCUUUUGCUACUAAGCUAGGCUAUGGUAAAGAACUAAGCCAAGCCUUGAUCACUUUACAAGUUGCUAAUUUAAGUAGUAUGCAUGUUGAUCCAUUGUAUUCUAGCUACCAUUAUAACCACCCAACUUUAAUAGAACGUUUGGAUGCCAUUGAAGCCGAAAUUGUUAAAUUAGAAAAGAAGAACUAG